AUGGCGGAAAUGAAGGAGAUGAUGAAGAUAUUUGCUGAAAUGAUGUCGAAGCAACAUGAUCCGGUUCUGCUGGUACAUUCCAGAGGUAACACGGGGGUUCAUGCAAAAGGGAUCAUGAAAGAUCCAAAAGGGACUUUCAAACCAGAGAGGUUCGUUCAAACUUUUGAAAGGUCUAUGGCAAAAUCAACAUUGCCGACCGAAGCUGCUUUACGAGAGUUCCUCAUGCAAUACAGAAGAACUCCUUUUUCAACCGGUCUUUUAGUUCAUAUUUGCCUGCAUGAUAUUCUCCGACCAAUUUUAAAAGGGAAAGAGAGGGAAGAAAACUACAAUAAGGUGAAAUGUUCGAUUUUGAUAAGUCAACCGUGUUAUGUCAAGUACUAUGGCCCAAGAAGAGAUCGCCAAGCCAGUUGGGUUCCUGCAAUAGUUGUUCGAAGAUUAGAUCGUCAAGCCAGACGGGCUCCUGCAAUAGUUGUUCGAAGAUUAAGUCGAAGACACAUAUUGGUAAAAUCGAUCUCACAUGGUCUUCUAUGGAAACGACACGUAGAGCAAAUCCGUCCUAGAUACGGUGCCAACCAAGAUGGCGACCCAGGGGAAAUCACUGGGACCCAGUCCCAAUUUGAUUCAAGGCAUUCAAUCGUCAAACCUACCACGCCUGAAAGUAGUCAAGUGCUUUUCGACCCGAUAUCUCUCCCAAGAAGAUCGGAACGUAUACGUCAUAAGUUUGCCCACAAACUUUAG
This is a messenger RNA of Helobdella robusta, 738 nucleotides long. RefSeq lists its product as hypothetical. NCBI's taxonomy places the organism in Eukaryota, Metazoa, Annelida, Clitellata, Rhynchobdellida, Glossiphoniidae. The coding region runs from base 1 to 738 and encodes 245 amino acids. The record is from RefSeq and is a predicted model, not a curated record. The transcript has 3 exons.